AUGUCGAUGCCAAUGCCCGGCCCCAUGCAGAUGGGCCCCAACGGGCAGCCCAUGCCCUCGCCUGAACAGAUCGCAGCCAUGCGCAGACAAAUAGAGGCAGACGCUGCAAAGGCCGGGAUGACUGUCCCUGACUUCCUCAACCAUCUCCGACAGCAAGCUAUGCAGCAACAACAGCAACAGGCGCGACUUGCGCAGCAACAGCAGGGCGGCGAGGGCGGCGGCGGAGAGGGCGACCACGAGCAUGGCCCUGGCGACCACGCGCAUGGCCCUGGCGACCACGAGCAUGGCCCUGGCCACCAGCACCCUCACCCUCAGCAACAACAACAACAGGCGCAGGGUCAGCCUCAGCCCAUUCAUCCUGGCCCCCCCAACCCCGUUGCGCUGGCACUCGCCAGCUUCCUGCGCAGCCAGGACCUGAAGCCGCGUACUUGUAUCCUGAAUGGAGAGCGCAAGGACAUGUUUAAGGUGAAGCGAGCAUUGCGCGCUCUCCAGUCCCCCGCCUACGAAACGGCGCGUAAGAAGAACCCCGCUCUUCCCGAGAUCACCGACCGUGCCUCUCUCGAGAAUACCUUCAAGCUGCUCCCCAUGUCGAUGCUUGCUCUGCGCGUAAUCAAGAUCGACCCGCACGAAGGCCACAACCACGGCCCGAAGAAGACGAAACGCAUCAAAGGUCUUUGGACCGUCCGCAUCGAACCUCAGCAAGAGGCCAAGGAGGAAAUGUACUACGCAUGGUUCUGGGAGGGCAGCCAGGUCAAGCGCAAGCUCUACUCGAUUCUCGCUCUCGUCCUCAUCUUCAUCGUCGUUUGCUACCCUCUCUGGCCGCUGAAGCUCCGUCUCGGUGUUUACUACCUCAGUUGGGGAUUCCUCGGCCUGCUCGGUCUAUUCUUCCUCAUGGCCAUCUUCCGUGUUAUCCUCUUCUGCGUCACCUACUUUGUUGUAUCACCCGGCCUCUGGUUGUUCCCCAAUCUUUGGGAGGAUGUGUCCUUCGUCGACAGCUUCAAGCCCGUUUGGGCAUGGCAUGAUACUGCUCCUAAGAAGGGCAAGAAGAAGAAGUCCGCGCCUGGAGCCGCAAGCGCUAGUGGCACGUUCGCUGCUUCUACUGGUCAACCUCUUCCGGCUUCUGCGACGACGACCGCGACCGAGACUCAGAUUGCGUCGCAGCCGUCGCAGCGCCCUGGCUAUGUUGCGCCAGCUGUGGAGGAGCUUGGUGAUGAUGAGGAGUAA
Molecule: messenger RNA, 1224 nt
Organism: Colletotrichum graminicola M1.001
Lineage: Eukaryota; Fungi; Ascomycota; Sordariomycetes; Glomerellales; Glomerellaceae
Product: Sec62 family protein translocation protein
Exons: 3
Coding region: 1-1224 (407 amino acids)
Biological process (GO): post-translational protein targeting to membrane, translocation
Cellular component (GO): endoplasmic reticulum membrane; endoplasmic reticulum
Source: RefSeq, a predicted model, not a curated record